GCGCGGGGCGGGCGCGGUCCCGCUGUCCCCGCUGUCCCCGCGGGGCCCGGCCGGACAUGGCCCCGCGCGGCCGCCCCGCCGCCGCCGCCGCCAUGCCCCGCAGGGCCGCCCGAAAGCGCCUCAAGUUCCGCGCCGACGACGUGUGCUCCGAGAGAGUGACAGUGGCAGAUUAUGCCAACUCGGACCCGGCUGUGGUGAAGUCUGGACGGGUGAAGAAGGCUGUGGCCAACGCGGUGCAGCAGGAGGUAAAAUCCCUGUGUGGUUUGGAAGCUUCCUGCGUUCCCGCUGAGGAAGUUCUCUCCGUGUCAGGAGAGUCCUGCGACAGCAGCGAUGAGAUGGACACAAAGGAGAGCAUCAACGGGCGGGCUGCCUCGAGGAAAAAGAAGAGCAAAAGGCACAAAGAGAGCGCUGAUGGGGGAGGUGGAGAGGAGUAUCCCAUCGACAUCUGGCUGCUCUUGGCUUCCUACAUUCGCCCGGAGGACAUUGUCAGGUUUUCUCUGAUUUGCAAGAAAGCCUGGACUGUGACUUGCACUGCUGCCUUUUGGACCAGGCUCUACAGAAGCUCUGGUGCUGUGGCCCUGCAGCUGAGGCCGGGUGUGUCCCCGUCCCCUCAGGCACUACAGUCUGGACGCGUACCUGCCGCUGCGCCUGCGCCCCGAGUCCAUGGAGAAGCUGCACUGCCUGCGGGCCUGCGUCAUCCGCUCGCUCUACCACAUGUACGAGCCCUUCGCCUCCCGCGUCUCCAGGAACCCCGCCAUUCCAGACAGUACUCCCAGCACUUUAAAAAAUUCCAGAUGUCUGCUUUUCUGGUGCAAAAAGAUUGUAGGGAACAGACAAGAAGCAAUGUGGGAAUUCAACUUCAAGUUCAAAAAGCAGUCCCCCAGACUGAAGAGCAAGUGUUGCAAAGGUCUCCAGCCCCCCAUCCAGUACGAGGAGGUGCACACGAACCCGGAUCAGGAUUGCUGCCUGCUGCAGAUCACCACCUUCAACUUCAUCUUCGUGCCAAUCGUCAUGGGCAUGACGUUUACCUUGUUCACCAUCAACGUGAGCACCGACAUGCGGCACCACCGCGUGCGCCUCGUGUUCCAGGACACCCCCGUCCGCAAUGGGAAGAAGCCCCGCCUGGAGCAGGGGGUGCAGGUGGUGCUGGACCCCGUGCACAGCGUCAGGCUCCUGGAUUGGUGGCACCCACAGUACCCCUUCUCCCCGAAAGCUUAGUGCUCUCCCGAGGCUGCAGGAGCCGGCAGGUGACUGGGUCUGGCAGGCCGAAGAGAAUUUCUAGGAACCAGGAAAAUCCUAUUUUUAUUUCUUAAAUAAAUUCUGCAGUCCUCCCUUGCAA
This is a messenger RNA of Pseudopipra pipra, 1339 nucleotides long. It is a transcript of the gene TMEM183A, whose product is annotated as transmembrane protein 183A. The transcript has 8 exons. Gene Ontology annotation, cellular component: SCF ubiquitin ligase complex. Lineage: Eukaryota; Metazoa; Chordata; Aves; Passeriformes; Pipridae. Gene Ontology annotation, molecular function: protein binding. Gene Ontology annotation, biological process: regulation of protein stability. The record is from RefSeq and is a predicted model, not a curated record. The coding region runs from base 57 to 1313 and encodes 418 amino acids.